Globicephala melas (long-finned pilot whale) is the source of this 1230-nucleotide messenger RNA. RefSeq names its product TSR3 ribosome maturation factor (gene TSR3). Gene Ontology annotation, biological process: maturation of SSU-rRNA. Lineage: Eukaryota; Metazoa; Chordata; Mammalia; Artiodactyla; Delphinidae. Gene Ontology annotation, molecular function: rRNA small subunit aminocarboxypropyltransferase activity. The record is from RefSeq and is a predicted model, not a curated record.
GGAUGUGGCGUCCGGCUCCUGCGCAGAGGCGCGCCUCGGCUGCCUGAGAAGUUGCGAGCGGGCGGGAUUCCCGGGCCCUGCUCCUAGCCAUGGGCCGCCGCAGGGCAGCCUGUGGGCCGGGGGCCGAAGGUGGCCGCACUCGGCGCCCCGCGGGCCGCUCUCUGGAGGCUUUCGCGGAGGAGGUGGGCGCCGCGCUACGCGCGUCCGUGGAGUCAGAGGCGGCCGAGGACGAGGGCGCCCCGGGCCCUGCGCACCUGCCCUGCGCUCUGGCCAUGUGGGAGCUGGGCCACUGCGACCCCCGGCGCUGCACCGGCCGCAAGCUGGCGCGCCUGGGACUGGUGCGCUGCCUACGUCUGGGCCACAGGUUCGGCGGCCUCGUGCUCAGCCCCGUGGGCUCCCAGUACGUGUCCCCCGCAGACAGACAGUUGGUGGCACAGUCCGGGGUCGCUGUCAUCGACUGCUCCUGGGCCAGACUGGAUGAGACUCCGUUUGGGAAGAUGAGAGGGAGUCACUUGCGGAUCCUGCCCCACCUGGUGGCUGCCAACCCUGUGAACUAUGGCCGGCCUUGCAGGCUCUCCUGCGUGGAGGCCUUUGCUGCCACCUUCUGCAUCCUGGGUUUUUCAGACCUUGCUGUCAUUUUGCUACGGAAGUUCAAGUGGGGCAAGGGCUUCCUAGACCUGAACCGCCAGCUCCUGGACAAGUAUGCAGCCUGCAGUGGCCCAGAGGAGGUGCUGCAGGCAGAGCAGGAGUUCCUGGCCCACACCAAGGAGCACCCCGAGGAAGAGGAGGAAAUCGAUCCCUUUGAUGUGGAUUCAGGGCGAGAGUUUGCAAACCCCAACAGGCCUGUGUCUGGCCCCCGGCUGCCCAGAGACAGGGCUGACAGUGACACCGAGGAGGAGUCUGAGGAACUUGGGCCUGACUCCAAGGACGGGGGAGGCAGCAGCAGCAGCCCUGAAGAGACAGAGACCAGGGUCCCCACAGAGAUUUGGAAAGGAAUCAAGAAACGGCAGAGAGACUGAAAGCUGCAGACAUGUAUAUUUUCCGAGGCAGAGUGACGAGGACAUCUAGAGAUGGCAGUGGAACUUGCGGGAACACACACACAGGCCUGGUGGCCUCAGCCCCUGCAGCUGCCAGCAGGACUGGACUCUGUCUGGGUUUUCUCCCUGUGCUUCUAACCCGGCCUUGCUCUGGGUCCUGCCUCAGAGCCCUCCCAAUGAAGCUGCAAGCCAA